UCCGCCAUUUUCCUGUCCUCCGUGGCAUGUAGAUCUACAUUUGGCGGUUGUCCAUGUCGUUGAUUAAAGUAGUUUUAGGCCAACGAUUGAAACAAAUCUUCUGAAGCAUCAUGGCAGAGAAGCAAGAAUUCCUGCCCAUAGACACGACAGAUGCUUUUGAUGGAAUCUUCCAGGGCAAAGAUAAGUUCAGCAGUUGGGAGGAGUUCAUUACUCUCUUUGAGGAGUUUCAAAAACUGAGCCUUACAGUGUUCAAGCCCCGCAGUGGGACAUGUGUCAACUACGUCAAUGAGAAGAGAGUCACUCACAAGAUCCCAGACAAGUUUGUCUACCAGACUGUGAAAAUGAUCUGCAUACAUUUCGGAACUCCGAGAAAACGAGAGGAAACCAAGCGUCGUCAUAGCAGGUAUGUCGGUCUGAACUGUGAGGCGUUUGUGAAGCUGAGCUACAAGAAAGGAUUUCUGCACAUCACAGACAAGAACCUGGUUCACUCAAACCAUGGGCAAGAGGAGUCGGAGGAGGGGAUGGACUCGGUCAUCAGGAAAAUCCGACCAGUGUCAUACAACGACGAGCUAGAUCUGAUCAUCACUCAGGUUGUUGACCAGAACAAAGUGUUUGAGUUCAAGAAAGGCGACCUUCGGUGGCGGGCCACGCUGUUCCAGGUUCAAGACGCCGACCCCCGCCUACAGCACAUGACACAGCGCAUGCUGAAGAAACGGGUUCAAUUCCUCAUGGAGAGAUACCUGGUCAACAGCGGAGGACGGUCACCACUCUCAAAUGAUCACAUGGGCAUCAUUUUGCAUAGAAUGAUUGAAGCAAAGAAAAUGUCAGACUUCGCAGAACACAUUCCACAGAAACGAGGUCGCAAGAAGCGUAUGGUGAUGGCAGACGGCCCGACCCCGGUGAAAAGAGGGCGUGGCCGACCGCGGAAAGUUGCGGAGAGUUAUGAGGAAUACCUGAAGGACAAAGCCAAGUACCUGAAGAACAGAAGUGUCAACAAGUUUGAGGAGGACGAGGAUGAGGACGGUGCUGGGGAUGGGACAAUAGAUGCCCCGGACUUCCUCGAUGGAUCUUUCCUGGACGAGAGCAGCGGCUCGGGGUCAUCGACCAACAUGGAGAAGGAGAUGGCCGCAUUCUUGUCCUACUGGAAAUCUCGGGACGAAGACGAAAGAAAACUGAGGUGGAAGGAGAUGGCACUGAGGAGGGAGGAGAUGGAGGUACGCAGACGUGAGAUGGAGCUGCAGAAGGAGAAGUUUGAGUUCGAGAGGACAGAGAGGCUCCUGCUGGUGGAGUUGUUGAAGACGCAGGGUCAGCUUGUGAACAGCGCCAGGGUCCACGCUCAGAUACAGACGGAGGGAGAGGAGACGACCGAGUAUAUUGUGUUGAGUGACGGGCAGGUGGAACAUAUCACCACGGGGAAGACAGGGCAUCUCUGAGGGGGGUUAUAUGGGGUGGGGGGGGGGGGGGGUGG
Molecule: messenger RNA, 1468 nt
Organism: Aplysia californica (California sea hare)
Lineage: Eukaryota; Metazoa; Mollusca; Gastropoda; Aplysiida; Aplysiidae
Exons: 7
Coding region: 111-1433 (440 amino acids)
Biological process (GO): regulation of DNA-templated transcription
Source: RefSeq, a predicted model, not a curated record